Molecule: messenger RNA, 645 nt
Organism: Psilocybe cubensis
Lineage: Eukaryota; Fungi; Basidiomycota; Agaricomycetes; Agaricales; Agrocybaceae
Exons: 4
Coding region: 1-645 (214 amino acids)
Biological process (GO): cellular response to oxidative stress
Cellular component (GO): fungal-type vacuole; cytoplasm; Golgi lumen
Molecular function (GO): glutathione disulfide oxidoreductase activity
Source: RefSeq, a predicted model, not a curated record
AUGUCAGGCCAGUAUGCCUUGAAGCACAGCAAGGGCGUCAAUACAAUUCGAAGACGUCGCUUCACCCUAGGAGCGAUCCUGCUAGUGGGUGUACUCCUCUUUUUCUUCGUGCCUUGGGAGAUUCCUCUUUCAUUUGGAACCACACUGUCGCGUGCAAACGUUGCACGUCUUACCAAGUCGAAGAAGGGGAAAGUUGGAGAAAUUUAUGGCCUCCUGCAUCUCGUUACUGGAGACCACGAGCAAGAACACGUCCUGAGUAAUGCUGUUCAGCUGGACCCAACUCUUCCCAUUGAUCUAUCUUUCUACGGUGGUCAAACGGCUUUGGACUGGAGUGUGGAGCGUGACUAUAUUGAUACCAAAUAUCCCGUUAUCGUAUUCAGCAAGACAUAUUGCCGGUUUUCUCAACGUGCAAAAGACCUAAUUGCCACCUAUAACCUUGAACCUCCCCCGCAUAUCGUUGAGGUGGAUAUGAGAGAUGAUGGCAAUGUGAUCAAGACCCUAUUGACUCGCCUAACGGGUCAAUCUACUUUCCCCAAUAUUCUUCUACAAGGGAAAUCUAUUGGAGGUUCGGAUCGGCUCCAGGAACUUCAUGACCAAAAACUUCUCAAGAAGAUGUUCCAAGAAGCUGGCGCGAAUCCAAAUUAA